Messenger RNA from Mangifera indica (mango), 948 nucleotides. RefSeq lists its product as uncharacterized. The coding region runs from base 21 to 725 and encodes 234 amino acids. NCBI's taxonomy places the organism in Eukaryota, Viridiplantae, Streptophyta, Magnoliopsida, Sapindales, Anacardiaceae. The transcript is spliced from 2 exons. The record is from RefSeq and is a predicted model, not a curated record.
UGCACACGUUCAAAGAGACCAUGCCAACUGCCUCGGAACCUAAAAUAAAAGUAAGUUUGAAGCUUUUUGUUGACACAAAUGCUGGCAAUAAAGUUCUUUUUGCUGAAGCUGGCAAAGAUUUUGUAGAUUUUCUCUUAUACCUUCUUUCUUUGCCACUUGCCACUGUCACUAGGAUCUUAAAAGAAGACAUGGUGGGUUCACUGGCCAAACUCUAUGAGACCGUUGAAAGUCUUAGUGAAUCCUACUUGCUACCAAACCAAAACAAGAAAGCACUGCUAAAUCCUAGAGUCCCUAUAUCCGCCACUGAAAUCCCUCUUUUGCUUUCUGAUUAUGAACUGCAUAAUCGAGAAUCAUACGGUUGUUCUAACUGCCAUUUAUUUGUGGCUGACGUUCCAAACUUGAUGUGUCCUCGGUGCAAUCAAAAAAUGACGUCCGCCUUGUCCUAUGUUCCUCCUUCACCUGCAAACACUGGAUUUCCUGUUGACGGUGGAUUUAUAAAAGGUUUGAUGACUUUCAUUGUGAAGGAUAAUUUGGAAUUUAUGCCUAUGUCUACUAAAGAUGUAGUUCCUUUGCUUAAAACGAAGGAAGGUAUUUUAGAGCUGGGGCUUACGUUGGAUGAGCACGGGGCUAUGAAGCUGCUACAGUUAUCUUUGCAAAGCAAGACAGUUUUGACGAAGCUUUUGACGGAGUACUCUAUGCAAUUAACGUCUUGCCAACCACUGUAAAUCCUUGGAUCAGAUUUCUCAAAUCCUGAAAUUGCAUGAAUUAUAUUAUAUUGUUGUCUAGGCAGCAAUCUACCUAAGUUGUAAUGUUAAUAAAUAAAUUGUAAAUAUUUAUGAAUAAUAAAACUAUAUAUAUACACUUUUAAAUAUAUAAUUGAAUGUACAAAUAAUAUGUAACUAUGCUACUAAACAUUUAAUGUAUUGUAAACCAAAGUGAAUCCUUGUA